Megalobrama amblycephala (Wuchang bream) is the source of this 1656-nucleotide messenger RNA. It is a transcript of the gene etf1a, whose product is annotated as eukaryotic translation termination factor 1a. NCBI's taxonomy places the organism in Eukaryota, Metazoa, Chordata, Actinopteri, Cypriniformes, Xenocyprididae. The coding region runs from base 166 to 1497 and encodes 443 amino acids. The record is from RefSeq and is a predicted model, not a curated record. The transcript has 12 exons. Gene Ontology annotation, cellular component: translation release factor complex; cytosol. Gene Ontology annotation, molecular function: sequence-specific mRNA binding; translation release factor activity, codon specific. Gene Ontology annotation, biological process: cytoplasmic translational termination.
UGGACUCCUUUGGCGCCCUACGGUUUCUAUGCAGGUAACUAGGAAGUGAACCACUGAAGCUCCUCCUCCCACGUGUAUCCGCAGGAACCGGCGGCGGCGUGACGCGUGUAGAACAGACAGACCGACCGACCGACCGAAACCGGAGGGACAGAGUCAGGACUGAAGAUGGCAGAUGAUCCGAACGCGGCUGACAGAAAUGUUGAAAUCUGGAAGAUCAAGAAACUCAUCAAGAGUCUGGAAGCGGCGAGAGGUAAUGGGACCAGCAUGAUCUCGCUCAUCAUUCCUCCUAAAGAUCAGAUCUCCAGAGUGGCCAAGAUGUUGGCAGAUGAGUUCGGUACGGCGUCAAACAUCAAGAGUCGAGUGAACCGACUGUCAGUGUUGGGAGCCAUUACCUCAGUCCAGCAGAGACUCAAACUCUAUAACAAAGUGCCUCAUAAUGGUCUGGUGGUUUACUGCGGCACCAUAGUGACAGACGAAGGCAAAGAGAAGAAAGUGAACAUCGAUUUUGAGCCAUUCAAACCCAUCAACACCUCCCUGUACCUCUGUGACAACAAGUUCCACACGGAGGCUCUGACGGCGUUAUUGUCAGACGACAGUAAGUUUGGGUUCAUAGUCAUUGAUGGUAGCGGGGCUCUGUUCGGGACUCUACAGGGAAACACCAGAGACGUGCUGCACAAAUUUACUGUGGACCUUCCUAAAAAACACGGAAGAGGAGGUCAGUCCGCGCUGCGUUUCGCUCGGUUAAGGAUGGAGAAGAGACACAAUUACGUGAGGAAGGUGGCAGAGACGUCUGUGCAGCUCUUCGUGUCCAACGAUAAAGUCAACGUGGCCGGACUGGUGCUGGCCGGAUCCGCAGAUUUUAAAACGGAGCUCAGCCAAUCUGACAUGUUCGACCCGAGGUUACAAGCGAAAGUGUUGAAGCUGGUCGACAUCUCUUACGGAGGAGAGAAUGGCUUCAAUCAGGCCAUUGAGCUCUCCGCUGAAGUCCUGUCCAACGUCAAAUUCAUACAGGAGAAAAAGCUGAUAGGGCGAUACUUCGACGAGAUCAGUCAGGACACAGGGAAGUAUUGUUUCGGCGUGGACGACACACUGAAGGCGAUGGAAAUGGGAGCUGUUGAAAUUCUCAUUGUCUAUGAAAACUUGGAGACAAUGAGAUACGUCCUGAGAAUGCAUGGCGCAGAGGUCAACGGCUUGGAGAACGAUGAGAAAGUCAUUCAUUUGACCCCAGAACAAGAGAAGGACAAGUCCCACUUCAUAGACAAAGAGACGGGUCAGGAACACGAGCUCAUCGAGGUCAUGCCGCUGCUGGAGUGGUUUGCCAAUAGCUAUAAGAAGUUCGGCGCGACUCUGGAGAUCGUGACUGAUAAAAGCCAAGAGGGGUCGCAGUUUGUCAAGGGUUUCGGAGGAAUCGGAGGUAUUUUGCGGUACCGAGUGGAUUUCCAGGGGUUGGACUACCAGGCAGAAGAUGAUGAGCUUUUUGACUUGGAUGAUUACUAGAUUUUUCCACCCUGAAUCCACCACUAGUUCUCUUCCUUUGAGUUUUUUUUUUUAUUGGCAAUCGCUGCUGCUGUAUUUUAUGACAGUGUGGUAUUUUUUACAUGGGUUUAUGUAAAGAAUGGGGGAGAAACAAAAUAAAUUUGAAAAUGCUGAAACUUC